CAUUCCCGAGGGAAAUGCCGCACCCUGGGCUUUUCCCCAUCCCCCUGCUCCCUGCCCGCAGCGCCUGAGCCCGUCCCGGGGGGCUCUGCCCGGCCAGGAUGGCAGCGCGGCACGACCCCAAAGCUGUGGCAAAGCUCAUCUCCUUUGGGACGACUCAAGAACGGAAAAUGUUCCCCCACUACUUCGCCCCAGACAGGCUGGGCAUCGAGGUGCUCGGGGUGCGGGGCAGCCCCUUCCUGGGGCCAGGCUCUUACCUGGGGCCACAGGAGAACAUCCUGAAAUCCUCCAUGAGCACCCGGGGGUACGUGCUGGGAGCCAGGACAGCCCCGCGCUUCCAGCAGAAGGCUCAGGCCGUUUCCCCCGGUCCCGCCGCCUACGGGCCCUUCCCGGCGGAGCGCGGCCGGGGCCGGCCCGCGGCCGUUCCCUUCUCCUCCAGCAGCCGCCGCUUCCCGAGCCGCCCUCGGGACCAGGAUCUGUACCCCGGGCCCGGCACGUACGAGCUCGGGGAGCCCUCGGGCAGGAAAGUGGCGUGGCCGAUGAAAUUCGGGGCUCCCGACUGGGCGGCGCUGCCGCGGCCCCCGCGGAGGAUGCUGAAGGUGCAGGUGCAGAAGAUGACUGUGGAUAAAAAAUUCCAGAAGAAUCAGGGCAGGGAGGCGUACCUGAGGCUGCACCAGAGCUGA
Molecule: messenger RNA, 680 nt
Organism: Vidua macroura (Pin-tailed whydah)
Lineage: Eukaryota; Metazoa; Chordata; Aves; Passeriformes; Viduidae
Product: protein pitchfork-like
Exons: 6
Coding region: 99-680 (193 amino acids)
Biological process (GO): regulation of cell projection organization
Cellular component (GO): ciliary basal body
Molecular function (GO): cytoskeletal protein binding
Source: RefSeq, a predicted model, not a curated record